UUCCAUUGACACUGACAGCAGCAACUGUUGCACACCACAGCUGAGGUUGAACGUUACCCUACUCUUGGAGGUUUCCUGAUGCCAGAAAAUGUUGUUCAGUCCGACGGGUUUAAGUGAAUGUUUACGCGAAUGGGAGGAUUUAGAGAAGAACUACCAACAAAUCCAGGACACCCAUCGUCUUUAUAAACAGAAACUUGAGGAAGUGACCAAACUGCAAGACAGCUGCUCCGGUGCUAUAGCACGUCAGAGGAAGAAACUGAAAGAGCUCACUGUGUCCCUACAAGAAUGCAAAGAAAAUCAUCCAACAACCAAAUUAAGUCCGGAGGACAUGGAGGCAAUGACUGAAAUUGAGGGCUCCAUCAAAGACAGAGCAAAUGUUUUCUCUGAGAUGGAAGCUUUUCUGCCAAAGAAGAACGGGUUGUACCUCAAUCUCGUUUUAGGAAACGUCAACGUAACACUCCUCAACAAACAAUCAAAAUUUGCCUACAAAGAUGAAUACGAGAAAUUUAAACUGAUCCUCACGGUCAUCCUCUUCGUGUUCUCCUUCACGUGUCGCUUUCUGUUCAGCUACAGAGCCCUCGAUGCACUGUUCAACUUCCUGUUGGUGUGGUAUUACUGCACACUCACCAUUCGGGAGAGCAUCCUCAUCAGCAACGGCUCAAGGAUCAAAGGUUGGUGGGUUUUCCAUCAAUACGUGUCAACCUUCUUGUCUGGAGUCAUGCUCACGUGGCCUGAAGGUGUUCUCUACCAGAUGUUUAGGAAUCAGUUCCUAACAUACUGUCUAUACCAAAUAGGCUUUGUCCAGUUUCUCCAGUACUACUACCAGAGUGGCUGUUUGUACAGACUCAGAGCACUGGGAGAAAGGCACAACAUGGACGUUACAGUCGAGGGUUUCCAGUCCUGGAUGUGGAGAGGCUUGACCUUCCUUCUUCCUUUCUUGUUCUUUGGCCAUUUCUGGCAGCUCUACAACAGCAUCACACUCUUCAGGAUGUUUCAACUCCCAGAGUGUAAAGAGUGGCAGGUUGCGAUGUGCGGCUGCUCUUACAUGGUGCUCUUCAUGGGAAACUUCUUCACCACGCUGGGAGUGGUUUACCAGAAAUACAUGAACAACCAGGACAAGCCCAAGAGCUUUUAAGAACUGGAAAAAUGAACAAGAAUCACCAAAAAUCCUCCCUUUACGGAAUGUGCAAAGUUACAAUCAGCUCUAAUAUUCUCUUUAGAGCUCUUUAUCGAUGUUCUCAUUGUUGUCCUUGUGGACCAGUUACAUGUACUGCUACUUUUAUCAAUGUCCUUAGAUUUGAUUUUUGUGUCAAUAAUGGUCAAAGCAAUAACUUGUACAGGUAGGUCACAGACAUUGUUACACUGACCUGUCCGGAAAAAACACCAGGCAGGUCUUACAAGUCAGGUUGUUCAGUUGUGUACAUUUUGUACAAGUUUGUUACUUAGCAGCUGCUGUGUAUUUUUACUUUGCAGAAAGUACUGAAUAAAACACUCCUCCAAACCC
Centropristis striata (black sea bass) is the source of this 1504-nucleotide messenger RNA. It is a transcript of the gene tmem120aa, whose product is annotated as transmembrane protein 120Aa. The transcript is spliced from 12 exons. Gene Ontology annotation, cellular component: membrane. Gene Ontology annotation, biological process: fat cell differentiation. The record is from RefSeq and is a predicted model, not a curated record. Lineage: Eukaryota; Metazoa; Chordata; Actinopteri; Perciformes; Serranidae. Bases 89 to 1135 code for a protein of 348 amino acids.